Messenger RNA from Sceloporus undulatus (fence lizard), 525 nucleotides. Its product is annotated as gamma-secretase subunit Aph-1b-like. Gene Ontology annotation, cellular component: membrane; endoplasmic reticulum; gamma-secretase complex. Gene Ontology annotation, biological process: positive regulation of catalytic activity; protein processing; Notch receptor processing. Lineage: Eukaryota; Metazoa; Chordata; Lepidosauria; Squamata; Phrynosomatidae. Gene Ontology annotation, molecular function: protein-macromolecule adaptor activity. Bases 198 to 491 code for a protein of 97 amino acids. The transcript is spliced from 2 exons. The record is from RefSeq and is a predicted model, not a curated record.
ACGUCAGUGCAGUGUCCCGGAAGUGGGGCGUUCAGGGCCUCGGAGGGUCUCCUAGGAGAGGCUCGAGCUGUGACGUCAGUGCAGCACGCCAGAAGGGGGCGAGUCCGGUUUCUGAUGUCGCUCCUGGCCGUGACGUCAGUACGGCGCGCCGGAAGUGGGUGUGUUGUCGGCUUCCGAGGGGGUUUCUUCGGGCGGCCAUGACGCUGGCGGUGUUCUUCGGGUGCGCCUUGGUGGCCUUCGGCCCGGCGCUGGCCCUCUUCCUGCUGACGGUGGUUUCCGACCCGCUCCGGGUCAUCAUCCUGGUCGCAGGGGCCUUCUUCUGGCUGGCGUCGCUCCUUCUCUCCUCGCUGACCUGGUUCGUGGCGUCCAAGGCGAGCGGAGGCCCCCAGGCGGAGCAGGCCCUCCAGGCGGGGCUCUUGGCCGCCGGCGUCGCCCUCUCCGUCCUCCUCCAGGAGGCCUUCCGCUUCCUCUACUACAAGCUCCUCAGGUGAGGAAGAGAGGGAGCAGGACGGGAGCCAAGGCGAU